AAACCCGUCCCUAAUGUUUACAAUUUUCCUUAAAGAAACUAAUUAGUGUUAUGAUUUUAAAUCCUUAUAAAUAUUUGUGAAAGUUUUACAGUGAUUAUUCGAUUUUAAAAUCGAUUUGUUUGAAAUUAAUCGUGACAUAUAUGAAAGCUCAACGUAGGUAGAUAUACUUGGUUGUAUUUCCCUGUGUUACCUCAAACUUGUCUCUUGUUACGAAAAUGGCGAAUCUUAUGACUCGCCGAUAUUCGUAUGGAAAUUUUGUACAUUUCUAUAUGGAUGACAAAAAGUGAACGACUCUACGAUUCUAUGCGGAAGAACUUUAUUGGGGCCAAGUAAAAAGAAAAAUUUGGAUAGUUAAAGAUGGAUGCAACAAUUGAGAGAGAGUGCAGUGCUUUGGGUGGCCUCUUUCAACAGAUUAUAACUGAUAUGAAGAAUGGAGCACCAUUAUGGGAGGAUUUAAUUUCAAAAGCCACCAAACUGCAUUCAUGUUUAAGGGCUGCUAUUUUAGCUAUCUCUGCAUAUCUUGAAACCUUUCAAAAAAUUGCUGAUGCAGCAACUAAUGCAAGAGGUGCAACAAAAGAAAUUGGAACUGCUUUAACCCGAAUAUGUCUUAGACAUAAAGCAGUUGAAACGCGUAUGAAAUCAUUUACCAGUGCUAUUAUGGAUUGCUUGGUUUUACCUCUUCAAGAGAAAUUAGAAGAUUGGAAAAAAUCCCUAAUAAAUUUAGACAAGGAACAUGCCAAAGAAUAUAAGAAAGCGAAAGCAGAAUUAAGAAAGAGAUCAACUGAUACAUUACGCUUACAAAAGAAAAAAGCACGUAAAGGACAACAUUUACAAGGACAAUCACAAGGACAUGUAACAUCAUCAGGUGAAAUUGAAUUGAAUCGAAUGUUAGAAUCUUCAGCUGCUGUUGUUCAAGAAAAACGAUUAAGUUUGGAAGAAACAGAAAGAAAAGCUGUUCGUGCAGCUUUACUUGAAGAAAGAGGCAGAUAUUGUCUUCUUGCUAGAUUUUUAAAACCUGUACUUGAUGAAGAAAUUGCAAUGCUAAUGGAACUGACACAUCUUCAAGAGGUUUCUGAUCAAUUACAACGACAUGCAGCUUCUCCACAUCAUUUGCCUCCUGCAUCAGAACAAGUAAUAACAGAUAUAAAAGGUUGCGAUAUAACACAAUGGUCACUUGCUACACCUCCAUCAAGUCCUUCUUUAUCACUUGGAUCAAGAAAAAGUUCAAUGUGUUCCAUCAGUUCUUUAACCAGUAGUAGCAGUGGUUCAUGUAAAAGUCAUCCAAGUCCAUCUGGACAUCCUUGGCACAGAUCACUUUCUCAGUCUGUCGGUGUUAGGCCCUCCAGCAUCAAUGGUAUGAUGACGCUGCGCCACUUGGCAAACGGUAGUUCCCGUGACUCUGGCUUCACUUCUCAGGACACGUUAUAUACACAACCAAUUUCUGAACAUCAGGUAUCAAAUGUGUCUUCUCAAACUAAUCAAAAUACUGGUUGUACUACAACAAGACCUGUAACUACUGCUACUUGGCCUGACUUGCAGGAAACAUCAGUUCAAUACGACAGGCAAAAUCAGAACACAAUCAACGAACGGCCACAUACGAUCUCUUCUGCUUACGAAAAAGGCCAUCAAAGACCAGCGCUCAGUGUCUACACAUUCCAAGCUCCAGAUAAUGGUGGCUGUUGUCAUAGUCAACCUGCUUCUCCAGUUUCUUCUUCCUCUUCAUGUUCUUCUUCUAAUCAACAAGCAUCCAGAGUACAAUUACGUAGAAAUAAUGGUAGUCAUCGUCCUCCUAUACCGAACCGAUGUUCCAGUUUGGAACGCCCAACAGUUCCAGUGAAAAAUGAACCUCCUGGAAGUCCACGAGGAAAACCUAAAUUACCACUUCCAGCACAUUUAGCAAAAGAAUUAGCAACUCAUCAGCUUCAACAACCAAUGUAUGUGAACAUGCACGAAUUAGCAAAUCUGGCUGCAAGUCGUGCUCAAGAAAUGCAGUUACCUUUACCUCCACCCCCUGCAUCAUUAUCAGCACCAGGAACUGAAAAGACUGAAAUUGCGGAAAAAGAUGGUGGAAGUCAAACAUCUGAAUCUAGUGUUGAAUCGAGUAGUGGAUAUGGAAGUCAAACUACCAUACCUCAUUCUCAUUCACUUCAUAAUCCAAGUGAGAAUGCUUGGAAUGUACCUGGUGCUGCAUCUACUUUAACAGUUCGCAGAGGAUCGAUGCAGCAAGUAAAUAAACCUCCACCACCAACAAGACGAACGUCUACUAUUAUAACUGCCACAUUCAAUAAUCCUUCAUCAACUUCUAAUGAUGAACGCACUGAUAAUACUUGCGAUGAAACUGAAAAUCUUCCUCCACCACCAGCAUUUUUAUUGGAAGGCUCUUCACCUACAGCCAGUCCUACUCCUCAGCGAUCUAUCUCAGUAUCAGAAACAGUAAGGACCCUUACAGAGUUACGUCAUACACCUGCUAGCCCUUCUCUUUUACGAAAAGCUACAGGGCAAGUACAAUCGCAUAAUAACUUGUCUACUACAUUACCACAUAAUGCCGUAUUACAAGUCACUCGAUCUUGCGUUGAACGUUCAUGUGCAGCAAUUCGUUCAACUUCUCAAGAACGUAGUUCGAAUACUACACAAAUAACUACUGUUAAUACGGGUGUAAAUAUUCAAGGACAAGGUCCUGGAGGAGUUGGUCAAAGCUUUAUGGCCGUUCUUAGUGCUAAGCUGAUUAACAGUACUGGUAAUAAUGCCACUAGUGGUAACAAUACAAAUAAUAGCCCUAAAUCUGCCAGAAAGUAUUCCAUUGAACAGCAAAUAAGUAAAAAUUCUAAAACACCAUCUGGUUUUCUUGAAACUUUAAAUGCUAAAUUAGCACAACAACAACAAAAUUUGCAAGGGAAUAAUACAACGAGUAGAUCUGCCAGCGUGAGACGCAUAAUGGGCAAUCGUGUACCUAUUAUGGAUCCGUUGCAAGUUAGAGAUUCACUCAUGGAUCAAAUACGAAAAGGUACCUCUUUAAGAAAAACCAGUGGUCCCAUUAAUGAUCGUUCAGCACCUAAAAUUUACUGAAUAUUAGAAUACUGGUGUUCAUGCAAGUUCCUUUGCUAUCUCUGAUGCAUUUGAAUUAUAUUUGCGCUUGUUGUAACAAUCGCAACACGCAUUAUCAAGUCUGAACAAUAAUAUGUUUAUAUCGCCGAAUAAAAUGGCGUUUGUCACACGUUGAUCAUAUAUAUGUACCUUUACGAACGUACAUUCGAUAACUGAUAAUCAGUUAGAUUGAUUUCUUUGCACUUUGGUGCACUAAUGUCAAAUUCAAAGAACAAAGUAAAUUUUUUACAUAAAUUCGUUAAUAACAAUUAGUUUUAUUAAAAUUAUGAAAA
Molecule: messenger RNA, 3377 nt
Organism: Eufriesea mexicana
Lineage: Eukaryota; Metazoa; Arthropoda; Insecta; Hymenoptera; Apidae
Product: mucin-5AC
Exons: 13
Coding region: 358-3066 (902 amino acids)
Biological process (GO): cell projection assembly; plasma membrane organization
Cellular component (GO): actin cytoskeleton; cytoplasmic side of plasma membrane
Molecular function (GO): phospholipid binding; actin binding
Source: RefSeq, a predicted model, not a curated record